Closterium sp. NIES-67 is the source of this 986-nucleotide messenger RNA. The record is from the annotation of a GenBank genome assembly. Lineage: Eukaryota; Viridiplantae; Streptophyta; Zygnematophyceae; Desmidiales; Closteriaceae.
GAAGUGUAGGCAGAAGCCCUGGAGGAGCCAUGGGAAGUCAAGGAAAUGCCAACUGGAGCGCGGGUAGUGUCAUGGGAAGCCCUGGGAACCCCAUGGGGAGCCCUGGGAACCCCCAUGGGGAGCCCUGGGAACACAGGCCGAAGCCCUGGAGGAGCCAUGGGAAGCCCGGGACAUGCCUUGUGGAGCCCUGCAGGCGGCAUGGGAAGCCCUGGGGUUGGGCCAUCUGCUCUAGGGUCUCCAGGACUGGCACCAUUCCCCAACAUGGCAUCACUAGGGGCUGCUCUCAACAAUACCGGGCCGUUUUCAGGGCUGGGCUGGGGAGGGAUGGCGCCAGGAGCACACGCAGCUGUGGCACAAGCAGCCGUGGCAGCAGCGCCACCAGCAGCGCCACUCCCGUCAUCAGCUGCCUAUGCUUCUGAGGGUACUGCCAAGGGCCAAUGCAGCAAGGAUCAGCUCUACAGGGAUACCCGUUAGGCCCCAUGCAGCAGAUGCAGCAGCAGGUGUACCAGCAACAGUCAUCGUUCCACCAGCAGCAGUAGCAGGACAGCACUAGCAGGGAGCAUUAGCAGGGCAGCAGUAGCAGGACAACACUAGCAGGGGAGCAUUAGCAGGGCAGCAGUAGCAGCGUCAGUAGCAGCAUGCAGCAAGGUAACGCUGAUGCAGCCAGCCUGUGCCAGCACAACCGAGAUACCCGGUAGGCCCCAUGCGACACAUGCCACAGCACCCAUGCCCAUGUCAUCACCAUCAUCAUCAGCUGUAGCACUGCAGCAGUACCAGCUCGCUCACAGCAAAUUAAAUCCGUUGGGGCAAGGAUGAGCACAGCAGUGAAGCCUGUGAGGACCUGUCAGCUCUUCCUCAAAAGCAAUCACAGAUUGGUAGGCUUGCACAGGAGUGAAGCCUGUCAGGGCCUGUAAGAUCCAUGGAAUUGUCAACUCAUAUAUAUUUGUUGUUAUAGGUUAGAUGGGUGCAUGCUUUUAGAGGGUACA